AUGGGGAGGCUAUUCAACGGUCUGGGCUGCCAAAGAUCGAAGGUCAACAGCAACCGCGUCAUCGGUUGGAUAGAACUGACAUUCUCAGACAGCGAAGAAGCCUAUGUUGCUAUCAAAAUCUCCACCUCGAAGACGGAAACUGAUACGCCAACCCAAGAGUUCGAAACCAUGAGCCAAUUAGCAUCAAUCGAUCCUCGCCCUCAGCAUGUUAUACAAAUGCUUGAUAACUUUGAUCUGGAGGGCCCAAACGGGAUGCAUAAAUGCUUCGUUCUUGAGACUUUAGGGCCUAAUGUUGAUGAUAUGGUCGAUUUCCACACUCGGGAUAGUAGAGUGCCUGGAAAACUUGCUAAGAUCCUCGCGAAACAAGCUCUUGUCGGGUUGGAAAGUCUCCAUCGGCAUAAGAUUGGACAUGGUGAUCUCCAUACUCGAAAUUUGGCUUUCACGAUACCCAGCAUGCACGGAUUACCCGAGGAGAGAUUUAUGGAGUUGCUGUCCAAACCUGAUAUUGGGAAAGUGACGCGAAGUGAUGGAAAACCAAUCGAUAUUGGUGUCCCGGAAUAUCUUGUUGGACAUACUCUGUAUCGCAGGGAGGCUUUGUCCUUUGAUACCAUCAAGAUUAUCGACUUUGGGGAAUCAUUCACGUUGGAUAAACCUCCUCGAAACCUCAACACUCCGCUUGCUAUUAGAGCACCCGAAAUACUGUUCAACGACCGAUUGGACUAUCGCGUUGACUUGUGGGCCAUGGGAUGUAUGCUCUUUGAGCUUUUCGUCGGCCAAACACCAUUUGACAGCCUCAUGGGCACGCCCCCGAUGCUCGCUGCCCAAAUGCAAGAGAUGAUCAGCGACUCGCUACCUGUGAGAUGGCAAGGUUCCUGGCUCGAAAUGAGGAAGGAAAUUACUCCAUCCUCAGAACCAGAAAUCAAAUUGCAGGAAUGGCUCGAGGAGUUAUACUUUGUGAGCGAUCGCAAGGCAGAGUUGACAAAAGAUGAUAUAGUUCAGCUUGGGGGUAUUAUCAGAAAACUACUGCGGUUUGAGCCUUCUGCCAGGGCAUCCGCGGAGGAGAUAUUGAAUGACCCUUGGUUUAGAGACAUGUCAUAA
Messenger RNA from Penicillium concentricum, 1098 nucleotides. RefSeq lists its product as uncharacterized. The transcript is spliced from 3 exons. Gene Ontology annotation, molecular function: ATP binding; protein kinase activity. Gene Ontology annotation, biological process: protein phosphorylation. The record is from RefSeq and is a predicted model, not a curated record. The coding region runs from base 1 to 1098 and encodes 365 amino acids. Lineage: Eukaryota; Fungi; Ascomycota; Eurotiomycetes; Eurotiales; Aspergillaceae.